GAGGCCGGAGUAUUCGACCUCUUUUUGUCUCGUUGAAUUCCCGUUUUGUCCCUUUCCCGCCCGGACUCACCCUUUUUAUGCUCCUUCCUUCUCGUUGCCCUUUCAUUUCCACUUCCACCGUACCAGUCAUUGUGUUCUUUAUUAUUCUAUCCAUCGACGUUGCUCGGAGCCUCGACCUUACUGCGAAACUAGUUUGUUGAAAGCAUGGCGGAUUGGGGGCCAGUUGUGAUAGCGGUGGUGCUGUUUGUGUUGUUGACGCCGGGGCUGCUGUUUCAGCUGCCGGGGAACAGCCGGGUGGCGGAGUUCAACAACAUGCAGACCAGCGGGGUUUCCAUCUUGGUUCACACCAUCAUUUACUUUGGCCUCAUCACCAUUUUCCUCAUCGCCAUCGGCGUUCACAUCUCCACUGGCUAGCUUAUAUGCACGCUAUCCGUCUGCAGCAUUUACAUUUUUCCGAUACGCGCGCAUGCAUGCAGGGGG
Molecule: messenger RNA, 480 nt
Organism: Malus domestica (apple)
Lineage: Eukaryota; Viridiplantae; Streptophyta; Magnoliopsida; Rosales; Rosaceae
Source: RefSeq, a predicted model, not a curated record